This is a messenger RNA of Canis lupus familiaris (dog), 2783 nucleotides long. RefSeq names its product WD repeat domain 24 (gene WDR24). The record is from RefSeq and is a predicted model, not a curated record. The transcript has 9 exons. NCBI's taxonomy places the organism in Eukaryota, Metazoa, Chordata, Mammalia, Carnivora, Canidae. The coding region runs from base 84 to 2720 and encodes 878 amino acids. Gene Ontology annotation, molecular function: protein binding. Gene Ontology annotation, biological process: positive regulation of TOR signaling.
GAGCACCGGGCCGCGGGGCCCAUGCCCCCCCCCCGACUGAGCUGCCGGGGAGCUCGGGGCGCACAGGCCUCGGCCGAGCAGCCAUGGAGAAGAUGUCCCGGGUGAGCACGGCCCUGGGCGGCGGCGCGCUGACCGGCCGCACCAUGCACUGCCACCUGGACGCUCCGGCCAACGCCAUCAGCGUGUGCAGAGACGCGGCCCAGGUGGUGGUGGCCGGCCGCAGCAUCUUCAAGAUCUACGCCAUCGAGGACGAGCAGUUCGUGGAGAAGCUGAACCUGCGUGUGGGCCGCAAGCCCUCGCUCAACCUGAGCUGCGCGGACGUCGUCUGGCACCAGAUGGAUGAGAACCUGCUGGCCACGGCGGCCACCAACGGCGUGGUGGUCACCUGGAACCUGGGCCGGCCGUCGCGCAACAAGCAGGACCAGCUGUUCACAGAGCACAAGCGCACGGUGAACAAAGUCUGCUUCCACCCCACCGAGGCACACGUGCUGCUCAGCGGUUCCCAGGAUGGCUUCAUGAAGUGCUUCGACCUCCGCAGGAAGGACUCCGUGAGCACCUUCUCGGAGGAGUGCGUACAGCUGAGCGCAGCCAGCUUCCUGUGUGCUCAGUGCCCCGAAGCCCCGCCGCAGCUCUGCAAGGACCAACAUCAGAUGCGUGAUCCAGGGGAAACCGAGGUCCACAUUACGGGUUCACAAACCACGCGAUGCCUGGCAUCCUGCCCCUGGCCUAUCGACCACAUCUCUGUGAGGCCUCUCCCCACCACCCCGCCAGGCAGGCUCAGGGGUGUCCACGCCACCUUGGAGGCCUCCCCGUCUGGACCACGGGCAGGCCAGUCUGAGAGCGUGCGUGAUGUCCAGUUCAGCAUCCGGGACUACUUCACCUUCGCCUCCACCUUUGAGAAUGGCAACGUGCAGCUCUGGGACAUUCGCCGGCCUGACCGCUGUGAGAGGAUGUUCACGGCCCACAACGGGCCUGUCUUCUGCUGCGACUGGCACCCUGAGGACAGGGGCUGGCUGGCCACAGGUGGGCGUGACAAGAUGGUGAAGGUCUGGGACAUGACCACGCACCGUGCCAAGGAGGUGCACUGUGUGCAAACCAUUGCCUCAGUGGCCCGCGUCAAGUGGCGGCCUGAGUGCCGCCACCACCUGGCCACCUGCUCCAUGAUGGUGGACCAUAACAUCUACGUGUGGGACGUGCGCCGGCCUUUCGUCCCAGCUGCCAUGUUUGAGGAGCACCGAGAUGUCACAACAGGCAUUGCUUGGCGUCACCCACACGACCCCUCCUUCCUGCUCUCUGGCUCUAAGGACAGCACGCUGUGCCAGCACCUGUUCCGUGACGCCAGCCAGCCUGUUGAGCGCGCCAACCCCGAGGGCCUCUGCUAUGGUCUCUUUGGGGACCUGGCCUUUGCUGCCAAGGAGAGCCUAGUGGCCACCGAGUCUGGGCGCAAGCCCUAUGCUGGUGAUCGGCGCCACCCCAUCUUCUUCAAGCGUAAACUGGACCCUUCCGAGCCUUUCGUGGGCCUCGCGUCCAGUGCCCUCAGUGUCUUUGAGAUAGAGCCUGGCAGUGGCAGCAUGAGCUGGUUCGUGGACACCGCCGAACGUUAUGCCCUGGCUGGCCGGCCUCUGGCUGAGCUCUGUGACCACAAUGCGAAAGUGGCUCGGGAGCUUGGCCGCAACCAGGUAGCACAGACCUGGACCAUGCUGAGGAUCAUCUACUGUAGCCCUGGCCUGGCGUCUGCCACCAACCUCAACCACAGCGUGGGCAAGGGCAGCUCUUGCGGCUUGCCACUCAUGAACAGUUUCAACCUGAAGGAUAUGGCGCCAGGGUUGGGCAGUGAGACCAGACUGGACCGUAGCAAGGGUGACACACGGAGCGACACAGUGCUGCUGGACUCCUCAGCCACACUCCUCACCAAUGAGGAUAACGAAGAGACAGAGGGCAGCGACGUGCCUGCGGAUUAUCUGCUGGGUGACGUGGAGGGCGAAGAGGACGAGCUGUACCUGUUGGAGCCAGAACAUGCACAUGCGGAGGAGCCCGAGUACGUGCUGCCGCAGGAGGCCUUCCCGCUACGCCAUGAGAUUGUGGACACUCCGCCGGGGCCCGAGCACCUGCAGGACAAGGCUGACUCGCCCCACGUCAGCGGCAGUGAGGCUGAUGCAGCCUCCAUGGUGCCCGUGGACUCCUCCUUCUCGCUCAUCUCCGUCUCGCACGCGCUCUACGACAGCCGCCUGCCGCCCGACUUCUUCAGCGCCCUGGUGUGUGACAUGCUGCGCUUCUAUGCAGAGCAGGGUGACGUGCAGAUGGCCGUGUCCGUGCUCAUCGUGCUGGGCGAACGAGUGCGCAAGGACAUCGACGAGCAGACCCAGGAGCACUGGUACACGUCCUACAUCGACUUGCUGCAGCGCUUCUGCCUCUGGAACGUGUCCAACCAGGUGGUGAAGCUCAGCACCAGCCGCGCCAUCAGCUGCCUCAACCAGGCGUCCACCACCCUGCAUGUCAACUGCAGCCACUGCAAGCGGCCCAUGAGCAGCCGCGGCUGGGUCUGUGACCGCUGCCACCGCUGCGCCAGUAUGUGCGCCGUGUGCCACCACGUGGUCAAGGGGCUGUUCGUGUGGUGCCAGGGCUGCAGUCACGGCGGCCACCUGCAGCACAUCAUGAAGUGGCUGGAGGGCAGCUCGCACUGCCCGGCGGGCUGCGGCCACCUGUGCGAGUACUCCUGACCGCCGCGGGCGGGAGGCGCUGGGCGUGGGGACCGAAUAAAGGAAGCAGGAGCCGCAGUGUGA